AUGGCGGCGGAGAUCAUGAACAGGGAGGCCUUUGCUGCGGUCUUGGACAGAUCGUGGGCGGGCUUCCGGCAGCAACUCUUGGACAUCUACCCAGUCUACUCCGGUGUGCCGUCACCAAAGCUGGAGUUUGCUGAGCUUUCUUACUUAGCCUCCAACCCGGCGAGCCCAGCAAGUGUGGCAAGUGUCCUCAAGGACUGCAGUGUGAUCUCCUUCCCAACCAGUUUGCAAAGUGUUGGAGGAACCCCGAUGAUCAGCGCUAAGUCCGGUAGGUCUUGCGAUGCAGAAAAUUCCGACCAGGUGAACCCAUAUCAUGGCGAUUCAGCGGCCCUCCUCGGGUCCGGCCUCAAGGAUUUGAAUCCAGCAGAGGCAGUCAAGGUCAAGAACAGGCUCCGACUGCGCUUGGGCGCCACUUCCUCCAACAAGCUUGUCUCUGGCAGGUCGCUUCUGGAUGCGGUUGUUGCCCUUGGCCUGACAACUUAUCAUGAAGACGACAUGAAUGAUUUUGUUAAUCAUCUCGCCGAUUUCGUGGGUCUACAUUUCGAACAGGAUGUAGAGCGAAGAGAGAGACGGCCGAGCCAGUCGUUGAAUUCCUUGUCCAUGUUCAGAGCGCCAGAAGACCCUUUCGUGUUGGGCAAGCCCAAGUGGAGUUGGCCGAGUGGAGAGAUUUCGCACGGACCACAUUCACUUCAUUCACAUCAUCUCCCCUCCCGCUCGAUGACCAAGGGCAUGUCUCACUUGCCGGACGGGCAGGCUACGCGCACCUUCAAUGUCGUUCCUGCUCAAGCGCUCAUGGAUGUCUUCCUUUCCCAGGAAGCUGAUAUCCACAAGCGAAUCUUCGGACCAAGGCUGAUGAAUCAAUUCCGUGCCAUGCGUGAAAUCCUUCUUGCUGGUGAUACCAACAGGCUUGUGGCAGAGCUAACAUUUGUGAGAAUUAAUGACCUGGCGGCGCCGCCCGAGCCUGUACAUCCUUUGAUGUACAUAGAGCCUUUGGUGGCAAUACUCAUUGUGCUGAAUGGCGUCAUGAUCGGCUUCCAAACUGACCCUGCCUAUGAGAAUUGGAGUGGCUGGGCAUAUGUGGACCUCGCUUUUCAAAGCUGCUUGUUGCUGGAGAUACUGUUUCGCAUGCAUCUUCUGCGUUGCCGGAAUUAUUGGUGGGGUACGGAGAGUUAUUGGAAUUGGUUUGACCUUUUCCUCUUUGGGAGUGGCCUCGCUGAUGUUCUUCUGCAGUUCACCGGCGAUCAGCAGUCAGACAUGGCAGGGACUUCGCUUUUGCGUUUCUGCCGAUUGAUUCGACUAGUUCGGAUCGUCAAGGUGAGCGGGCUGAACAUGUCGGUGUUUCGCAUCAAGUUCAUGCGAGACCUUCGGUUGAUGGUCAAGGGAUUGAUUGCUGGCGUCAGGACGCUAGCUCUCGCCUUUGUACUACUCUUCACUGUCCUUUAUGUGAUCUCUGGCUUUGCGGCUAUGACCAUUGGUAGCAGCCAGACAACUGUUGACAUAGGGCUGGAUGGAUUCUUCUACAACAUCCCAUCUUCCAUGUUCACAGCUUUCAGGUGUUUCACCGGCGAAUGCAUAGACAACGAUGGGAAACCGAUACACUCGAAACUGGCAGACGCGUUUGGCCUGCCUUUCAUUGCCGCUUAUGUUGCCAGCUACAUGCUUGUGUCGAUGGGCAUCUUUAACCUGAUCUUGGCUGUGUAUGUGGAUAUCACAAUGAAAGCGGCAAAGGAGAACGAAGCGCAGACAGCAGAGCAGUACUCGCGGGAGAAAAUGUCCACUUCCGCUGCACCUGGGCGCUUAGAUUUGAAGAACACGGCUGUGUUCACAGAGGAGCUCUUUUUGCUGAUCAUCCAAGAUCGCGGUGUGCAGAAGCUAAUGGAUGAACUGGAUCUACCACCAGACCGUGCCAACUUAUUUGAGAUCAUUGACGCAGACGGUAGUGGUACGCUACAAAUCACCGAGCUCCUGCACGGCCUCUUGAAGAUCCGAGGCGAGAUCAACAAGAGUGAUGCCGUGGCCACUUUGUUGGCAACCCGGGCCGUGCAACAUAUGAUUGGCGAGUUAAAGGAAGAUCAUAAGACCAAUCUGCUUUCACUGCGAUCCGAGCUCUUGGAUGAGUUGGCGGAUGUUCGGAAGAGUCAUGCAAAUAGCGCCCAGAACCUCUCGAAGGGAGGGCUUCAAUGGGCCCCAAAUGCUCGUAGGAAUCCUGCAGAGCAAAGGCCGCAGGACCUACCAGCAACAUUGAAGCCAAAGUUACCCUGCAAACCAUCGGUUUGCGCGGAAGAAGACCCACCCGUGCCCUGGACAGGGCCAGUUGCGGAGUGA
This is a messenger RNA of Symbiodinium pilosum, 2322 nucleotides long. The record is from the annotation of a GenBank genome assembly. Lineage: Eukaryota; Dinophyceae; Suessiales; Symbiodiniaceae.